AUGCGUCCUGUUCAUGCUUUCGUUCCUCUGAUCGGUGCCAUUGGCGCGGUCGCAACUCAGCCUUCUGAUUCAUGGGUAUUUGGUGACAGCCUCUUCUAUCUUGGACCCCCCGCCGGAAAUUCCCGAAUCACCAAGGCUACUUACUCCAUCUUGCCUCCUUCUGUUCCAUCGGGGGCCACCGUCUCUAAUAACGAUGACGAGGUUUGGGUCUCUGUCUGGGUUGGGGCAUCAUCGAGUGCUGGCAGCGAUGACUAUGACCUCUACCAGCCCCUUUUCAAUUGGUCUCUUGACCAAGAAUCGCAGGGUUGUUCUGCCUCUGUGGGAGAGUGGUGUGUGGCAGCGAGUACUUAUACUCCUGAGGGCCAGAUCGGUCAGAACUACGUGACUGUUCCCAAAAACACUAUAGUGGACUUUGAAAUCGCUGUCGAGGAUGAAAAGGUCAUCCAGAUCGUCACUAUUGAUGGGGAGGUAGUCUCCAAGCAGAGCGACACCCUCGACGCUGCCCUCCAAUAUCUCUACUCCAGCAACGAAUGCUAUACCGGGUCUGGAAGCUGCGGCUCGCUCGCUGGUUACACCAUCUCCAACUUGACCAUCACCCUCAGCGAGGCCGACAAGGGUUUCGCUGAUGUCAUGUCCCUAGACAGCGUCACGGACAAGAACUUCAAGAGCACCGAUGGAGGCAUCACCUGGCACGCGGACUGGAUCAAGGUUUCUGCCAUCGACUUCGACUCUUCCAGUGACACUGAGGUCGACUACUAA
Molecule: messenger RNA, 759 nt
Organism: Penicillium verhagenii
Lineage: Eukaryota; Fungi; Ascomycota; Eurotiomycetes; Eurotiales; Aspergillaceae
Exons: 6
Coding region: 1-759 (252 amino acids)
Source: RefSeq, a predicted model, not a curated record